AACAGUGAGGGUCUGUGAGAGCCUGUUUUACCGCAUCGAGCCAUAGAGGACAGACAGACACAGACAGACACACGGCAGAGAAGCAGCCGAACCGUUUAAGGAUUCUAAAGGAUUUCAAAGGAAUUCUUAAGGAUCUUAAAUGAAUUCUAAAGGAUUUUAAAGGAAUUCUAAAGGACUGUAGGGAGUCUGUGUUCCAGACUGAAGGUGACCAGAGAAGAAGGAAGAUUCUGAGUGCAUGUUUUCAUACAGAUCUUCAUCUUCAUCACCUUCUCCUCCUCCUCACCGUCACUUCACUGUCCUCAGCUCGUCCUCUCUCUCCUUCUGUCUGCCUCUCUCUCCUUCUCUCUUUAGUUUCUCUGUAUUGGUCUCUCGCCCCUUUUCCAUCAACACUAUGGACACCGGGAGUCCACGCAAGAUUCAGUUCACCGUCCCUCUGCUGGACUCUCACCUGGACCCUGAAGCUGCUGAACAGAUCAGGAGAAGACGGCCGACUCCUGCCACUCUGGUAGCCUCCAGUGACCAGUCCUCUCCAGAAAUCGAUGAAGAUCGCCUUUCUAACCAUUUAUACAAGCAAGCUUUGCUCAAUUCACCACGACAGAGACGGAAAGGAGCGAAAGGAACUCCCACCAUGAAAGAGUUGCAGUUUCUGGUGGAACACCACCUGCACCGGCAGCAGCAGGGCGCAGCCGAUGAGUCAUCUGAAAGCUGUUUAUCAGAGCGAACGAGUCCGGACGCUGAGCCCGGCGGAGAGGAGCUGCCAGAGGACGAAGGCAGCUGGAGCACCACGGAGAAGGAGACGGCUGAGGCUCUUGAGAAGCUGCGCUGCCAAAUGGAGGAGCUUUCGAGGGAGAGUUUAUCAGAGGCUGCAGGAGGAACACAAACUCCUCUCAGCAGGGAAGAGGCUGGAGCCGCCGUCGCCACGGCAACAUCUAAACAACAAACACAAUCAGCAGCAGCAGCAGCAGCAGCAGCCUGUCAGUCCUCGUCCACUGGGAGUCCAGCAGCAUCUGAUCCGUCCCAGAAGAUCCGCAGUGAGAGAAAGUAGAAAGAGUGGCGCUGAUUAAGGUGAACAUAGAGAGGAACCUCCGAAAGCGUUCACAGUUCUGCCAGCUCACAGAAUGAGACUGUAGACAAUCUGAAGACUUUUAUUCACUAAUCAGACUUUAGACAGUUCAGAUCACUCCUUCAUAAUCACUCACUGUUUCUAUAAUCACGUUUUAUUUUCAUAACAACAUCCAGAAAUCGUAGUUCUAAUGACGCCAGCGUGAUCUGACACGUUUCACAAUCUCCAGUCUGCAGGACGAGUCUGUGAAGUCAUGAUCUUUUUGUUUGUUUGACUACUUUACAUGCUACACUGACUGGACACUUCAUUAAGUCCACCUGCUUGUUUUUGCACUCACUGUC
Molecule: messenger RNA, 1404 nt
Organism: Colossoma macropomum (tambaqui)
Lineage: Eukaryota; Metazoa; Chordata; Actinopteri; Characiformes; Serrasalmidae
Product: protein phosphatase 1 regulatory subunit 1A-like
Exons: 7
Coding region: 236-1045 (269 amino acids)
Biological process (GO): intracellular signal transduction
Cellular component (GO): cytoplasm
Molecular function (GO): protein phosphatase inhibitor activity
Source: RefSeq, a predicted model, not a curated record